Pygocentrus nattereri (red-bellied piranha) is the source of this 1208-nucleotide messenger RNA. RefSeq lists its product as uncharacterized. The record is from RefSeq and is a predicted model, not a curated record. Bases 264 to 1070 code for a protein of 268 amino acids. The transcript is spliced from 5 exons. Lineage: Eukaryota; Metazoa; Chordata; Actinopteri; Characiformes; Serrasalmidae.
GUUUUGGUGAAAAGUUUUGAUGGUUCACCAGGAUUUGUAUGGCUGUUUGGAUUCUCGUGUUUAAGAAAUCAUUUUUUGCCUUAAUUAGAGCUUUAGCUCCACCUGAUGGUGCGUUUGGGAAGCUGCUGAGCUCUUAGCACACAGACUUCAGUCACUUCCUUACUGAACAGUGACAGUAGCUGAGAGUCUGUAUCAUUCGCCUCUGCUGAGUGAGAUCACAGUGAGAGCUGAACACCACAGAAACUCCACAACAUGCUUAAAGAAUGGAUUCCAGCAGGAGAGCCUUCAUCUGUUUAAUCAUCUACACCACAGGUCUGUUGUACACAGCUGGAGAAGAGGUUGUCAGACUGCAGGAGCUGGAGGGAAACACUUUAACCAUCCAUACUGGAUUAACUGGAGUUCAGAGUGAUGCUCACAUACUGUGGUUUCAUCACCCAGAGAAUUUAGAUAUAAAGAUAGUGAACAGUCGGAUCAUUAGAGGAGAGAUUAUUACAGACUAUGACAGUGAGAGAUUCAGAGACAGACUGCAGCUGAACAGAACCAGUGGAUCUUUAACCAUCAGGAACAUCAGCAGAGAAGAUUCUGGGCUUUACAUAUUACAGAUCAUUACUAGACGAUCCUCAGAAUGGAUGUUCAGUCUUAAUGUCUAUGCUAUGGUGUCCUCUCCCUUCAUUACAAGACUCUCAGUACAUGGUCAUUCAGCCUCUGCACCAGCAUCUGGAUCCAGAUGUUCAGUGCUGUGCUCUGCAGAAAGUCAGAGAGAAAUGACUCUGUCUUGGUUUAAAGGGAGAGAGAUACUGAACCAGACCAGUGAUUCUGAUCAUACUGAUAAACUCACUCUUCGUCUGGAGGUGAGUGAUGAAGAUCAGGAUGUCUAUAGCUGUGUGACUGCCAACCCUGCCAGCAACCGUACAUCCAAACUCAACACCACAGAGAUCUGCUCACAUGACAAUGGUGCUGCUGAGUUCUGUGGUCUCACUGAGACCAUGAUUCGAUUAGCAUUCUCUGUUCUGCUGGCAGUGGUCACUAUAGUUCUACUAAUUGAUCACUUUAGAACAUAUUUGGAGUGAAGGAACAUUCCAGCUCACAAACAGUGCCCUUCAUCUCAGGAAGCUGAUCCCCUGAAAACUCUACCUGCAGCCUUCAUAGUCGAUGAAACUUGAGCCUAUGCUGUGACGGCCUUCCUGGACUUCCACAGAAAAAGGAAC